Molecule: messenger RNA, 5134 nt
Organism: Orbicella faveolata
Lineage: Eukaryota; Metazoa; Cnidaria; Anthozoa; Scleractinia; Merulinidae
Product: adhesion G protein-coupled receptor D1-like
Biological process (GO): G protein-coupled receptor signaling pathway; cell surface receptor signaling pathway
Cellular component (GO): plasma membrane
Molecular function (GO): G protein-coupled receptor activity
Source: RefSeq, a predicted model, not a curated record
UCUCGCUUUCUUUUCCCUAGUCAGUACUAGAAAUGGGUCUGUAAUCAGCUAGGGAGAUUGUGAUUAAUUAAAUAAUUGCAUAUAAAGAGAAUUUGAAGCCAAUAUAGCUAGGUAACUUGUUCGAAUAGUUAUACACCCAGUGUGGUCCUUUGAAACAUCUAUUUAUACUCUGUUCGGAUGUUCAAAGAUACCUUUGUUAAAUUAGAAAAUGAAGCUCAUGUUUUCCGUAUUUAUUUCCUUUACAGAAGCCUUCGGUCGCAGAGAAUUAUUAUUCAUAUAAAUUUGGUGACUGCUGUUUUGCUUGCUCAAGUCUUAUUCCUUGUGGCAGCUUUUGGAGUGAAACCACAGACAUCACAGGUUGCUUGUUACGCAGUCGCAGUUGGGCUCUUUUUCUUUUUCCUAUGUGUUUUUUCGUGGAUGCUCGCUGAAGGAAUCCAUAUUUACUUCAUGGUGGUCAGAGUCUUUGAGUCAGGAAGAGGAAGGAAUCUAUAUUACACGUGUAUAGGAUGGGGUUUCCCAUUCACCGUAACUGUAAUCGUCGUUGCCAUUUUUCAAAAGAGGCUUCUUUCAAAGGAAAUUUGCUGGUUGUCAGUGGAGACAGGAGCUAUUUGGAGCUUUGUUGGUCCAGCCAUCUUUGUCAUGACGAUUAAUUUGGGCAUACUCACAAUGGUAAUGAGAGUAACCUCAAAAAUGUUAAAUGAAGAAUCGCCAUCUAAUGCUAGGUCUUUGGCAAAAGCUUUUGUCACUCUUCUUCCAAUUCUGGGUCUGACGUGGGUAUUUGGACUUCUUGCUGUUAACAACAACUCUGUGGUAUUUGAGUAUCUUUUUGCCAUAUUCAAUUCCUUACAGGGCUUUCUUAUCUUUCUCUUCUACUGCCUAAAGAAUACAGAGGUCAGAAGAGAGUUCAAAAGGAAACUGCACAAUCUUGAGGCACAAAGACAUCCGAACACUUCUUCAAACCCUUCGACCACCCCAAAGAACCCGCCACCGGAAAUUAAAAGUGAUCAUCAUCGUACACUACAAGAAAUGAUGGCAAAAGAAACAAGUUUUGAGACCAAACUAUGAACGAAGCUCACUCAAUUCAAUAUGCUUAUCACAGGUCACGUACCCAUUACGUGCUGAUAAUUUUAAGAGAUAGAGAAUAAAUUUACUCGGUAUCACAUUUAUUCUUCAGGUCACGUACCAUUAUCAGAUUGGCCUUACGCCAAGUCACGUCCAUUACAUAUCUGGAAACACUUUUUUAUGUAUCUCAAUAAGGCCCCGCCCACACUACGCCGGAGGAAUUUGAAAAAGGAGGUUUCACACUGAAAACGCAUCAAAUGUUUUGCGUCCACAUUACGCCGAAGGAAUUUAAAAACAAAACAAUCAGCGGUCAUUUUGAAUUUGAGUUUGGGGAAAAUUGGGUCAGGGAAAUCGCAGGAACACGAAAACGAAAAGCCGACGUUUGCAAAUUCUUCCGAUUUGAAAUGCCUUUUCGAAAAGCUCCGUUUUCGUGACGGAUAAGUGUGGACGGCAGGUCCAACCGUAGAAAUAAGGCUGCGUUUUCAAAUUUCUCCGUCGCACUAUGGAAGCUGUCUGCGAAAACAGAGAAGAAAAGAAUUCAUUGUGCCACAGCCGCAAUCAUUACAGGGAAAAAAAGAAAAUGUUGGUAGCCAAACAGAUUAGGGGGACCUUUACUGAGAUAACAAUACCCCGCCAGAAAGGGCAAAAAUUGAGAAAGCAUUGUUAACCUUUUUUCCAAAACUGAUAACUGUUCUUUUAUAUAUGCUUAAAAAUAGAAAGCGCCCAGUGGCUGACGUUUCCAGUGAUAAGAUCUCCAUCAGUCUCAAAAACCUUUCUACGAUAGAGCGAGUUUCAUAUGACCCUGAAGUGAUUACAGGCAAUGUGAAUAUAGAAUAAUGCAGACAACAACAAAUGGCAGUGUUUUGUCUAGCGAAUGUAGAAAUACAAAUGCUCUCUUGACCUCGCAGUGAUUCCCGGGUGGUGAUUUCACCGGUUUUGAUUGAGUCCAUAUCGAACAGUGCAUUUCUCUUCGAAAACAAGAGAAUCCAGAGAAACGAGCGUAUCCGCGUUCAGCUAUUGGCCGGCGUGUCACAAUUAAGAAAAUUCGAGAUAGAUCAAAAGUGACAAUCAACGUAGUGUGUGGACAGACUUUCCAAAAUGUAAAAUGUAAAACAGUAUACGCCUGGAUAAAUAUAACGAUGUUAAUUACCUCUAAUUACUUAUAACAUGAUAAAAAUAGAUCCGAAUAAGAGCACUGUCUCCUUAUGUACUGAUCAUAGCUACAGUUCGAGAUAGCAGAUAUAUAAUGUUGUCUUUUCAGUUUCUUUAGCGCUCGAAUGGAAUCCCUUUUCUUUUUUUUUUUUUUCGAGAGCUCUUUCUCGGUGCGCCGCCCGGGACCUUCUUAGGUUCACUCAUAUUAAAUGUUAAAUAUUAACCGUUCGAAACAACAAGAACUAUUUGAAUAAACCUUUGAUUUUCUUCUGAUGUAUCGUGAUAACAAGAUAGACACGCGCUAUCCUCUCAUAGAGAGAACCUUUCUUAAUGCCAAGUUCAUUACAUUGAAAACGCCGGCUUCCUCAGUCAUCCGAUAGUCACGGAGUAAGCUCGUAAUGAAAGGCUUUUGAAGGAGAAUGAACAGGCCUGGACUUUUUCUCAAGAUUCUACCGAUCUCUUUUGCAUCCGACUAAUUAGACCGGUUCUAUGGGCAGGCCGCCGGGCGGCAGCGCGGCAAGUGCCGCCAGCAAUUAAUUACUUUAAAGGGGCGGGAUCUGCACAAGCCGAAAAGAUGCAUAAUGCUGGCCACCAAUGAUGAGUGAAAAUGACGGAGGGUAGCAGAAAUACAAAAAAAUCCUAGAAUAAAUAAAAUGAAACUACCACCCUGAACAAUAUAUCCUUGAGUGGGCAUCUGCGAGUGUCAAGGAAAUGAGAGACAGAGGAGUCAGCCUGUAAAAAUGUAACCCACGUGGGCACUUCAGUCUCCCGCAAAGGCUAGCCCUGGAAUCUAAUCUACUCUUUUAUAGUUUGCUUCUCGUCGUUCGAUUGACCGGCAAUCCAGCAGGUUCGAGACUGUGUAGCAAUCGAUUUCGUUGCGCCGAUAGCAAGGCAGGCUGCUCAUUAUCGAGCGGGUCCCCUCCUUUACUAUUUUUCCAUCAUAUGACAAGCCCAAUAGCUAAGCAGGACAGUAGCCCCACGAAGAGAAACGGCAAUGUCGAAAUGGCGCUUUAGCAAGUUUGACAAACCUGAUGCCAUCAUCUGAUAAAAAGAUUAAAAAGGACUUUGGAAAGUGGGAUGCCAAAAACCUUUAAUCAUCCAGUCACUUCCUGAACUAAUUCUUACUUGCCCUGGUGAAAUAGAAUGUAUUAACUUAUUUCCGGCCACUUAUUAGCCGGAAAUAUUGGUCUCGUGCCAAGCUCGUCUGAUUUGUUAGGCUAUUCUUAGUCUGCUCAGAUCUGCGUAAAACAUAAAAGCUUGGUCAGCGCUUUUUUUCUCUCUCAAGUAACAGCUCCCUAAAAAUAUGAAACAAAGGAACUUUUGUGUGGCUACAGACGACAAAACAGUCUAUGAAAAAACUUAACGACGAACUCAAAAUACAUGUUAUAAGACCUGGUUUAAUUCAAUGUGAAAGCAGUAGUGGAAGUUGCUCUCGGAGGGAUAUUUUCAGACUUGAGGUCUUAAUCGAAGAGACUUCUGUAAAGAACAAAUGAGCUACUCGGCCAUGGACUGUAGGUAUUGAUCAUGCGACGAAUCAUGAGGUCCAUGAGUAUACACUCUAUUAGACGAUCACCUUCCCCCAUGGGCGAAAGUGUCAUUCGUGAAAUACGUUCAAUAUGGCCGAUGUUUACAGUGAAAUGACUUGUUAGAAGCGACAGUUACUUGACCCGUUUUGGUUCAGUAAGAAGCUGAUAUAAAGCCAUAAGGAACUUCGACGAAAACAGGCCUAACCAAUUACUAAUUAAAAUUUACCAUUUAGCGGUUCCAAAAAAACACUGAUUAUAUUGCACUUCUGACAAAUAUUGAUUCAACUGCGCGAUUUACAAAAUAAACAAAAAAAAUGGUUUCAAAACUCCUUUUCAAUCAGCAGCGGCCCAGUAAAAAUGAACGAUAUUUCUGUACACAGACAGAUAGGAUAUUACGGGGAUAUUAUUGAUUAUUAAGAAGCUGGAACAUUGAAUAAUACAGUUCAACAGUUUUCAUUGGCUUAGCCGCUCCGCUUAGCCACUCAACUCUCCGCGCUGUCUCCGAACGCCUUUGUUUUGGGCCGCCUGGCUUCUAGGACAACUACAGGUUUCCAGUUUGAUCUUCAAAAUCUUUCUUUUGUUUCUUCGCAUAUGUUUUAACAUGGAAGGGAAAUUAUUACUGUAGUUUAAUGGCCCUUUCCUGGGAUCCUGUUAUGAUUUUUACCUAAUUACAGUCGUUCAGAGGCCUUCAAUGGGAAGCCUGUUACUUCAGAGUAAACACUACUAAUUAAGUUAGAUUUUUUCUCUCUAGUUUUUGUCACUCAUUUGUAUUCAUUCCGCUGAGACGUUGUUCAAGACAAAACUUCCAGAAAUUCACUGCUAAGCUUUUUACUUUCACGUAGACAUGACCAUAAAAUCUGUGGUAUCUCUAAGGGUCGCGAUCGUGGUCUUAAAAGCAUACCAAACAUAUAAAUAAUCCUAAAAGUAUGUCAAUAGCUUGGUUUGAGUUGUUUGACUACUGCACUGUCGGUCUGUUUGUGUUUACCAUCUACUGUGCAGUUAUGUACAUUAAUUUUCUGACACAGCACCAUGAUCAGCUGUUAUAUUGGCUCACUUAGUCGUACAAAUAGUGGCUGUUUCAGUUUAUAAAAUAAUAGGAUUUGGUUGAGCGCCACAGGAUAUCGAGCAGUCGGGGGUAAGCGGCUACUGCAGCGGAAAGAGUGUGCAAAUAAUUCUGUUGAAAGAAGACAGGCGCUCGAAAGGACAUAUUUAGCCGAAGCAGUGCCAAUUUUAGUCUAAGCAUUCAAGGCAAAUGUAGUCGGGCGACUUCUGUGACGCGAAUUUUGAAAGUGAUAUUACCAAGUCUAUCAGUUAAGCUGGGGUUUAAUUUGGAGGCGUGAUGUAUGUGAACCAUUAAACCGCACGCUUUCUGCUUUUGUUUUAAUUUCGUUUCU